This is a messenger RNA of Staurois parvus, 420 nucleotides long. Lineage: Eukaryota; Metazoa; Chordata; Amphibia; Anura; Ranidae. The record is from the annotation of a GenBank genome assembly.
AUGAGGGAGAAGCCGUAUUCCUGUCCUGAGUGCGGGAAAUGUUUUUCAGAGAAGUCCCAUCUUUACAUACAUCAGAGAUCUCACACUGGAGAGAAGCCGUAUAUUCUUGUCCUGAGUGCGACAUCAAAGAUCUCACACGGGGAGAAGCCGUAUUCCUGUCCUGAGUGCGGGAAAUGGUUUUCAGUUAAGUCCCAUCUUUACACACAUCAGAGAUCUCACACUGGAGAGAAGCCGUAUCUCUGGUUCCUGAGUGCGGGAAAUGUUUUUCACAGAAGUCCAGUCUUAACACACAUCAAAGAUCUCACAUGGGGGAGAAGCCAUAUUCCUGUCCUGAGUGCGGGAAAUGUUUUUCACAGACAUCCAAUCUUUACACACAUCAGACCUCUCACAUGUAGGGAGAAGCCACUUUCCCUGUCCUGA